CAGGCGGCAACCAGACCAACUUCCUUCCUCUCUGGACAAGAUGGCAGGGGGCGAAGCUGGGGUGACUCUGGGCCAGCCUCAUCUUUCUCGCCAGGAUCUCGCCACUUUGGAUGUUACCAAAUUGACUCCACUUUCACAUGAAGUUAUCAGCAGACAAGCCACUAUUAAUAUAGGUACAAUCGGUCAUGUAGCUCAUGGGAAAUCUACAGUUGUAAAAGCUAUUUCUGGAGUUCACACAGUCAGGUUCAAAAAUGAACUAGAAAGAAACAUUACCAUCAAGCUUGGAUAUGCUAAUGCUAAGAUUUAUAAACUUGAUGACCCAAGUUGUCCUCGACCAGAGUGUUACAGAUCCUGUGGUAGUAGUACACCAGAUGAGUUUCCUACGGACAUUCCAGGAACCAAAGGGAACUUCAAAUUAGUCAGACAUGUUUCUUUUGUUGACUGUCCCGGCCACGAUAUUUUGAUGGCUACUAUGCUGAACGGUGCAGCAGUGAUGGAUGCAGCUCUUCUGUUGAUAGCUGGUAAUGAAUCUUGUCCACAGCCUCAGACCUCUGAGCAUCUGGCUGCUAUAGAAAUUAUGAAACUGAAGCAUAUUUUAAUUCUACAAAAUAAAAUUGAUUUGGUAAAAGAAAGUCAGGCUAAAGAACAAUAUGAACAGAUCCUUGCAUUUGUACAAGGUACAGUAGCAGAAGGAGCUCCCAUUAUUCCAAUUUCUGCUCAGCUGAAAUACAAUAUUGAAGUUGUCUGUGAGUACAUAGUUAAGAAAAUUCCGGUACCCCCAAGAGACUUUACUUCAGAACCCCGACUUAUUGUUAUUAGGUCUUUUGAUGUCAACAAGCCUGGUUGUGAAGUUGAUGACCUUAAGGGGGGUGUAGCUGGUGGUAGUAUUCUAAAAGGAGUAUUAAAGGUGGGCCAGGAGAUUGAAGUCAGACCUGGUAUUGUUUCCAAAGAUAGUGAAGGAAAACUCAUGUGUAAGCCAAUCUUUUCCAAAAUUGUAUCACUUUUUGCGGAACAUAAUGAUCUUCAGUAUGCUGCUCCAGGGGGACUUAUUGGUGUUGGAACAAAAAUUGACCCCACUUAA
Molecule: messenger RNA, 1081 nt
Organism: Tupaia belangeri chinensis (Chinese tree shrew)
Lineage: Eukaryota; Metazoa; Chordata; Mammalia; Scandentia; Tupaiidae
Gene: EIF2S3
Product: eukaryotic translation initiation factor 2 subunit gamma
Exons: 9
Coding region: 41-1081 (346 amino acids)
Biological process (GO): formation of translation preinitiation complex
Cellular component (GO): eukaryotic translation initiation factor 2 complex; cytosol
Molecular function (GO): GTP binding; GTPase activity; translation initiation factor activity
Source: RefSeq, a predicted model, not a curated record